CUCCAUAUUUAAGUGGCAGCUCGGAGCAACAGGUGCUUCCCUCACCUCGUCGACACCUGCACAAAGGAAUUAUCCGCUUUUCUCCCGGUUUUUUGAAGACCACUUCGGCUGGACGUUAGCUGGGUGACCUUAUUUUGAACAUAGCUGUGAAAACGUGGACUAAUUUGAAGUUUUUUUAAAAACUUUUUAAGCUUUUCUGAGAUUCAUCAGCCAAAGCUCUUCAAGCUCAGAAGGUUCUGCUGGUUCUUUUUGAACAUCUCCAGCUUGUAAGAAGAAUUUUAGAAGAACAGGACUUUCCAGGUGUAAAAUGGCUAAUAAAGGGCUGCAGCUUUUGGGCUACGUCCUCGCCCUGGUGGGUCUGAUUGGGCUCCUGGCCGGCACAAUCAUGCCCCAGUGGAAGAUGUCCGCCUACGUGGGGGACAACAUCAUCACGGCCGUGGCGAUAUACCAGGGGCUAUGGAUGUCCUGCGCCUUCCAGAGUACGGGCCAGAUGCAGUGCAAGAUCUACGACUCCAUGCUGCAGCUGGACAGUGCUCUCCAGGCCACACGGGCGCUGAUGGUUGUGUCCAUCAUCCUGACCGUGAUGGGACUGGGCGUGGCCUCCAUGGGAAUGAAGUGCACAAACUGCGGAGGUGAUGAUAAAGUGAAAAGGUCCCGCAUCGCCAUGACUGGAGGAAUCAUUCUCCUUGUUGGAGCUCUCUGUGCCAUGGUCGCCUGCGGAUGGUUCUCCUCCCAGAUCAUUCAGGACUUCUACAACCCCUUCACUCCUGUGAAUACAAAGUACGAGUUCGGAUCGGCCAUUUUCAUCGCCUGGGCCGGCACCUUCCUGGUGGUAAUGGGCGGAGCCAUGCUGGCAGCGUCCUGCUCGAAGAGCCAAUCCAGCUCCAAAUACCCCGCGACCAAGUCCCGGCCGCCCAGCAGCUCCAGGGAGUACGUGUGAACGCCACCUGCUGGCCAGCUUUAAGGAGAUCACGAACUGCAGGGUGGUGAUGGUGGAACGUUUUUUCUGUACUGCUGAUCUGAGACUAGAUUUAUAUAUGGUUUUUACACUGACUGUGGUCUCAGAUCAGCGGUCGGGGUCAACGUCUACCAAGAAAUUGAGCCAUGUCCCUGAGUUUUUUUUUAAACUAUAAUCAUUACUUCCAUUUUUAAGGUGCCUUUUACCCUAUUUUUUUAGUUUUCAUUUACCAAAAGCCCUUCAUAACUAACAUAGCAGGAGAGGCCAAAGUAAGAGCCUCAUGGUUUGACACUGAUUGACCAUUUUCUCUCUGAAGUGUAGUAGAACAGAAGAGCCUGUGACACUCAGGGAAAACCGUUUGUGUGUUCUAGCUCAUUUCGUCAUAGUUAAAGCCAGAGUAAAGUCUCUCCUUCCCUGCAUUUCCCCUCUGAAUACCUUGAGAGGCCAAACGCUAAGACUGAAAGCAAAAGAGGGCAACUAAAAAUAUACUGCAGCUUAUAAAAAGAUCAAAAAUGACAUUGUGACAAGUGUAAACAUCUAACGUGUCUGCAAUAUAUCUAAUAUCAGGUAUAAGGACACCAAUAUAAGACUCUUAUCAUAAUUAUAACCAAUUUCUAGACAUUUUAUUUAUCACACUCGUAGAUACCUUGGCCAACUUUUUAGGAUUAUUGUGCCUGAUUUGAUGUAAAAUAAGUAAAAACAUCCAGAAAUUGGUUAUAAUUUCUUAUAAUAGUCUUAUAAUAGUCUUGUAAACAGAAAUUUAGCUAUAUUGCCUUCAUUCAAGAUGCAAAGACCUCAUUUUUUGCUGAGUUUUUGAAGCCUGCUGUGCGAGAAGCAGCUCACAGCUUUCAGCUUUUCCUUCUUAUAAAUGAUGAAGUUUGUGAAGUUUGUAGUUUCCCCACCUUCUAGAACAAAGACCUGCUUAUUUGCCGUCUAAGGCCGUGCCCUCCUGGGCCUGCUUUAGCCUCUGAAUAGUGACUCAUCUUUUUUGUAAACUGUGCCCUUUUCUUUACCUGUUCUGCUGUGCAAACCUGGCGGACGACUUUUUUUUUUUUUAUGUAUUUUUGAACUCUGAUAGCGCUUCAUCAUCGAGCUGUUAUAAAACCUCUUCUGUUUCCUUUCUUCACGACAAAUAUUUGUAGAUAUUUCUCACAGUUUGUCAUUCUAUCCCUGCCAUGUCUUACACAAAGCCUCUUUUUAAAUAUGUUACGCAAAUUAAUUUUAUGUAAAUAAACAUGAAAAUGAA
This is a messenger RNA of Colossoma macropomum (tambaqui), 2204 nucleotides long. It is a transcript of the gene cldn7b, whose product is annotated as claudin 7b. The transcript is spliced from 4 exons. Gene Ontology annotation, cellular component: bicellular tight junction; plasma membrane. The coding region runs from base 308 to 940 and encodes 210 amino acids. Lineage: Eukaryota; Metazoa; Chordata; Actinopteri; Characiformes; Serrasalmidae. Gene Ontology annotation, molecular function: structural molecule activity. The record is from RefSeq and is a predicted model, not a curated record. Gene Ontology annotation, biological process: bicellular tight junction assembly; cell adhesion.